UAUAUCAGCAGGUGCUCUAUCAGCAGAAUAACAAUAUGGAUAAAGACUUGAACCUUUCCAUAACAGCUGAUAACGACUUUGAUGGUCUGGAUCUAGAAGAAGAUCCAACGGCUCGAGACUCGUCUUUGGUUAGGGAUAAGCAGGUGGAAGGUGCUAUGGUUGUUGAGAGGACCGCUGGACGACCGGCCGUGCCCAAGGAAGAAAGUGGCGACGAGGAUUUGGAGCUUCGUCUUCAAUUGUUAAAGGAGAAGCGAGAUUCCCUUAAGAAGGAGAAGCUGAAGAAGGAUAUUCGCAAAUUAGAGCAGGAGGUGGAUCUACUUGCUAAAGAAUCGAAGACUAAGGCAGCGAAACCGAAGAAAAAAUCAGCUACAAUUAAAAUGGCUGUCAAUGAUAUCCAAGAGUAUGCAGAAAUUAGAAUAGAUAACGACCCUACUUGCGACGACAUCAAGACAGACAAGAAAAAAAUCAAAAUGGACCAUUAUACUAUUCCUUCGUGGAAGGAAUGGUUAAAAAACUUUCUUCAGACACUUACAGUAUCGUUGUUGACUGCUGUUUUGGUUUCAACCGUUGCUUAUUUUACGAUGCUUGCUCAGCUACAGCAAAAAUUGUCAGAUAUUGAAAAGAAAAAUGAGAUGAACCAGCAAACUGAAAACAGAAACAGUUUAAUGUUUUCUUAUUUACAACAACAGAUUAAUGACAGCACAGACCAAGUUGCAGUAACAGCAUGUGCAUUAGCCAAACCCUACUCGAGUAAUGAGAAAAUACAGUUUCCCUACAUUCAGACAUAUCUUGGCGUUACAGAUUCUGUGAUAUCAUCUAUUAGAACUACUGGGAUUUUUAAAUGCGAGAAACCUGGACUUUACUUUGUAUCCUCAUUCAUUACGACACAAACCAAUGGGUACUAUUAUCUUAAGAAAAACAGCGAAAUUAUGGCGUAUGGCCAAUUUUCCCUUUAUAAAGGCUACCAGACAAGUACCAUUGUGCAGCUAAUACUCUUGAGUGCAAAUGAUACAUUAUCUAUAGACAACGGAAACAACAAGUUCAUACAGGGAAGUUGUCAGUCAUCUAUAUCAAUAUUACAACUUACCGGAUAAUGCUUAUUCGUCAUACAGAAUGAAAUCAAGUACUCUUUUGACACUGAAGUAUUCAAAAGUUAGUCCAAAUAAUAAAAUAAAAAA
This is a messenger RNA of Mytilus californianus (California mussel), 1178 nucleotides long. RefSeq lists its product as uncharacterized. The record is from RefSeq and is a predicted model, not a curated record. The transcript is spliced from 5 exons. Lineage: Eukaryota; Metazoa; Mollusca; Bivalvia; Mytilida; Mytilidae. The coding region runs from base 36 to 1094 and encodes 352 amino acids. Gene Ontology annotation, molecular function: protein binding.